UAGAAAUAAAAAAUAGUGUCUCAUUUGAUUCACUUUAUGCAAUGUGGAUACUUCCGUUUUCAGUACCAUAGAGGUUGCUACGCUCCAUAGAUGGCUGAUCAUCGAGAAGAUACACUCGGAUUCACGGGAGCUUCGAUAACCGUUGACUCAAUGUGAAGUCGAUAUUAAAGAGAAAGUGAGAAACCUAAGUUUCGUAGGUUCUCACGUCUCAUUAUAGUCGUGUAUAAGAAAUUUUAAGAGUUUCUUAUGCAUUACAGAAAAUAUGUUUUCCAUAAUAAGGAUAUUAUUUUAAAUCAAAAAAUGUGAGUGGCUUCUACUUAUUGUCCAGAAUUGUUAACAUAUUGAGAUAUAUAAUCUUUUUGUUUCAUUUUGCAAUUCUAUAACAAAAAGGGCGGGGCAUCCAUUUUUUUUCUUUCUUACACUUAUAUCUCUCGACAAUAAAGAAGGAAGCGAUCAAUUACGGAAGUUAACAAAAUCUUGUUAGAUUUUAAACAUUCAUAUCUUCUUCAUUGUGUUUUUAAAUAGAAAAGGAAAAAGAAAGAAAAUCGAAAUAAAUAAAAAUUACUAGAAAUAUAUAUUUCUAUAUAAGAGGUGUUGCUGUAUAUUAAUAAGUGACGUAACACAAAAGAUAUCUAGAAUAUGUCGUAUUAUAUUCGGAAAUGAAUAGUGCAAUUACAUUCGUAUAUAAUUUAUAAUCAAAAAGGGAAAAAAAAUGAUACAAGUGUUAGAAAGUGUUUAUUCGGAAAUUAAAUUGAAAUUUAUCUAUCGACGAACAAUUUCGAGGUGAUAUAAAUAGAAAUAGAGUGACGCAGCAACAAGGUGGGGUCGCAUCGAUCACUGGUCAACGUAGUGUUUUAAUAUCGAAGCUCUGAUUGGUUGGCAUUAUAUUUACCGAGGGUGGGGAUGCGUAGAAUGCGACGCAACAAGCGUCUUGCCAGUUGGAAACUGAGUGGGCCACGUUUGCUGAGAACCGUUACACGUACUAACAUCUUAUUUGAAGUCCGCAGUUGACGAUUUUUCAUAUAUAUACAUACAUAUAUAUAUAUAUAUUUAGAUUGUUUAUUUUAUUAAAGAAUGAUUAUUUAUUAUAUAAUAUUAUAUAAAAGCUAAAUUUAUUAGGCAAUACAAUAUUAUUUCUAUACUUUAUUUCGUGAUAGAAAGUAAUCCAUAUGGUCGAUCAGUAUAAGACUUAUUCCAGGAAGAUUUUACUAAUACGCCGAUGGAUUUUUUUCAUAUAUUGAGAUAUACAACAUGAUUUUAUGCCUACUUUUUACAAUACAUUAAUCCAUUGAGGGUAACUACAAAAUGCCACGCAUAGAUCCAUUGUCGCUACUCAAAUGUCUCAGUGUUUUACUGGGUCCAACAGGAGGUAUAAAAAGUAAAGAAGAAGUUAAUCGAUUAGCUAAUUUAAUGACGAAAUUUUCGAAGAAAUUGGUCUCCAAAUGCAUUUAUAUUCAAAUUUUAAAAACCACUAACACCGACCUACUUAGUCAAUUCAUGGCUGCCGGUGGAUGGAAUCUUAUUCAUAUGUGGCUGACUGAUGGUAUUCUUGCUAAAAACUGGGCAUUAAUUCAAGAACUUUUGGAACUUUUAUUAUUAUGUCCAGUGGAUGUAGAUAGGUUAAAAAGUAAUAAUUGCCCUAAGCUUAUUAAAGGUUUAUCAAAAGAAGGAAGUCAUCAAGGUGUUAGAGUAUCAGCUAGUCGUCUUGUUGAACAAUGGCUGAAAAUAGUAAAAGGCGAAGUUGCACCAAACUCUGUACCGGCGCAGAUUAUGAUGACGCCGAUGCAGGGUAAUAGUACUACUGGUGCACAAGGUAUAAUAAUUCAAUCAGCUCAACAACAAUCACAACAACAACAGCAACAACAGCCACAACAACAACAGUCGCAACAACAACAACAACAGUAUUCUAUCAGUAGUGUUACGCAAAAAGGCACAGACGAUGUGAAAAAUGUUACUGUACACGUAGAAGACUUGCAAUUUGUUCAAAAUCAGCAGUCCAUUAUUACAGCGACUCCACAUCAACGGCAAGUUGAAGAACAGCAACAACAUUCUGUGCAAUUGCAAGUUGUAACUAAACCACAACAAGCACAACUGCAACAACAAUCUAACCAAUUUACAACGAAAAAACAAUCUUUUGUUGUAGUGUCUUCCCAAUCGUCUGUACCUUUAUAUAAAAUAACAAUAAGGGAUGGGAAACAAGUUCUUACUAAAGUAGAGACUGAUGCUGCUAACAUAAACAGUGUUUUAACGUCAAAUAACGCAAGCUUAGACGUUAAUGGAGAAGUCAAAGACACAGUGUUUACUUUGAAAGAAGAACAAGGGAAAAGGGAUAAUCUUGAAAGUAGUGAGGGAGGGGUACACAGUGAACAAGACGAUACGACAGAAGUGCAAUCAGAACAACAAUCUGAUCAUAUUUCUAGUGAAGUGAAACAAUCUACAAUUAGUUCUAAGGAUAGUAUUGAAACAGUAAUUAGUAAUGCUAAAGUAAUAGAAAAUAAAGAUUCUAAAGAUAAUGUUUCAAGUGACAGCAAUAAAUCUAGUGACAAAGAGAAUCGAGAUUCUCACAAAAAGGAUGAUAAAAAAUUAGGUAGUAGUGGUUCAGAUAAAAAAAGUGGUAAUCAUCAUCAUAGUAGUUCAUCAUCGUCAUCUAAAAGUUCUUCAUCCAAACACAACGCAAGCUCUAGCUCGCAUCGUAGUAGUUCUACGUCUCAUCGAUCUAGUAGUCAUCGUUCUUCAUCGAGCAGUACAUCAAAAAGUCCCACUUCUAAGGAUAAGUCUUCCAGGGAUAGAGAAAAGCAUCACUCCAAUUCAUCCAGUAAGCAUAAUUCUAAUAAUAAAAAUAAAACUGACAAAGACAAGGAAAGGGAAAAAGAAAAACAAAAAAAGGAUCAAGCAGAGAAAGAUAAAGCUACAUUAGAGAAAGUACAAGGUCAAGUCUUAAGUUCGAAGUUAGGAAAAAUACCUAAGAAAAAAUCGGAAGACAAUAAAACGGCCGAAGGUGGCAAAAAGUUAAUCACCGAUUCACGAGAUAGUUCUAAAGAAAAUAAAGAUAAAAUGGAAGGGAAAAAGUCUGUUAUCAUGUCAGAAAAAAAGAAUAUUUCCAUUUCCAUCGAGAGCAGAAAAAAUGCACAAGAUUCAACGGCAAGACCAAAGACAGUCAAAACGUUUAACUCUAAGUUUAGAUCUACUGGUCUUGAAGAAGAAGUUAAACCUCCACCACCCAGAUCAGCGAAAAAAUCAAGCCCUGUUGCCGAUAAGAAGAUGAUGCCACUUCCAAAAUUGUCUGUUUUGAAGAGACCUUCUCCGCUAAGAGAGGUACUUGGACCUUCAGAUAAAAGAGCUAAAUUAUCAUUGGAUUCUCCAACUACACCACCAAACGAAGAGAAGAAGGGGGGCAUUAAAUUGAUACCAGCUAAACCUAAACCGAUGAUGCUACAAGAAAGUGAUAUGUUUAUGGAUGCAUUAACUGCAUCGACAAAAAGUAAAGAACCAAGAAAACGAAAACGUAGAACUUCAAUAACGAAGGAUGGCUCGUCGGAUCCGAAAAAACAGGAAUUAAGUAUUUCUGAUAAUCGUGAAACUACACCACCACCUACGUCACCGUCGAGUAUUGAAGAAAAAACACCUGUUGUUGUCAAGCCUAAUUUUAAGUUUUAUCAAGAUACGUUAGAAACGGAAGAAGACAAGGAACAGAAAGAUAAAGAAAUUAACGAUGAAGAAAUGAAGAGAGAUAAAGAAGAUAUUAUUGAUAAUCAAAAGGAUAAUGGAGAUAACAACGACGAUGAUGGAAGCAGCACACCAACGCCAGAAGAUGAUACAGAAGAAAUAAAAGCAUCCGAUUCUCCCGAAGAUGCAUCGUCCGAUGGUUUGGAUUCAUUGAAGAAAGAAAUAAUUCCUUAUCCAGAAAUUCGUUACGUCGAUGGUUUAAGAAGUGUUCUUUUAUUACAAAAACGUAAAGGUCCUAAAAAAACGUUAAAAUGGAAGACAGAUUUAGAAUCAAUACGUUACUUUGAAUUGGAUGAAACGGAAAGGGUCAAUGUAACCAAAACCUUCACUGAUAUGAAACAAAUGGAAAAACAAAACGAGAGGGAAGCAUUCCAAAUGGCAAGAAAAUUAAGUACUGAAGACUUGAUGGAAGAGAGAACACGAUGGAAACAAUUAAUUCCUAUUGACUUACCUCCAGCAUUGGUAGAGCCUGGUAAAGAUAGUAGAGAGAAGGAUAUUCAAUAUGCUAGAGAAAAAGGAAUCCUACAAGCACUUUAUUUCAAUCGAAGCAUGAUACCUGAUUCAGCUGCGGAACCAGACGAAGAACGUCACCAUAUUAUUACUGAUCCAAAAGUUAUUCCUUUAGACGAUUUAACAGGCAAUAAGGAGAGUGAAAAAGACUUUACAAAUAUAACGUGGCCAGAGCCAAAACCUCAAUUACCCGUUCAGCCUUCCACAAUAACAAACUUCCAUUAUCCACCUUAUUCACAUACUCAACAGCCAAUGAUGCCACCUGUUGGUCCACAAGGGACAAUAAAUUCUAUACCUCCAAUUCCUCAGCAAAUGAUGCCUCCAACACAUAUGGGGCAAAUGGCACCUGAAUUGGCAGGUCCAAUACCUUCUGCUACAGGUGGUGGUGGUGGUUGGAGAACGGGGGAUGGAAAAGUAGUUGUACCUGAUGUAGCAAUGAAUCCAAUGGCAAAUAUGCCUGCAACAUUUCCUCAAGGAAUGGAAGGUGGUCCAAUGGUACCGCCUGGUAUGAUGGGUCCACCGCCAAUGUAUAAUCAACAAGAUGGUUAUGGUAUGAUGGGGCCAGAAGAUAUGGGAUUCAAUAAUAUGAAUCCGAAUAACUUUCAAGGUCCUCCAGGACCAAUGUAUGGUCCUGGUCCUGGUCCUGGUCCUAACUUUCAAGGUCCGAGAGGUCCAGUGGGUCCAAUGCAUGUUAGAGGUAGAGGAGGUCCUGGUCCUGGUUGGUAUAGAGGUUGUGGUCCUGGUAGGGGAGGAGGUUGGAGAGGUGGCGGUGGUGGAUGGAGAGGGAACGGUAAACAACCGCGUGUUUGCAUGCAGUUUACCAAAAAUGGUUAUUGUAGGGUAGGCGAGAAAUGUCAGUACCUUCAUCCUGGUGUUAAUUGUCCACCAUUUUGAAACUCUAAUUAAUCUUCAUUGAUCUUCCUUACGUAUGUGUGUCUAUCGAAUGAAGAUACUGCCAUUAUUUAUCUAUCAGUUCGAACAAGAAGAAGGAGAUAAAGAAAAAGACGACGAGUGCAAGAUUGAAUCAUCAAAGAACUUCAAAUGCGAGAUAAUCAAUUGAUCUGAUUUAUUAUUGGUGAUUCUUCGACAAAACAACAACCUGCAAUAAAAUGAUACGUUAAUUUGUUAGAUAAUUUAUUAUUUGAGACUAGAAUGAAAUUUGAAAAGUGAU
Messenger RNA from Polistes dominula (European paper wasp), 5407 nucleotides. It is a transcript of the gene PNUTS, whose product is annotated as Phosphatase 1 nuclear targeting subunit. Gene Ontology annotation, molecular function: protein phosphatase 1 binding; metal ion binding. The record is from RefSeq and is a predicted model, not a curated record. NCBI's taxonomy places the organism in Eukaryota, Metazoa, Arthropoda, Insecta, Hymenoptera, Vespidae. Gene Ontology annotation, cellular component: PTW/PP1 phosphatase complex; chromatin.